CGGCAGUCUCACACGUAAAUAGUCAAGCCGUUUUCCCAUGACUUUUCCCACCCGAAAAGGCGCUGCGCGAUAACAUCCGAAAUUCUGAAUCAAGUUGAUCUAGAGAUAUACCACUACAGAGAGGCCUUGAGAAAUUCUUCUGGAGCUUCGAUUUUUCCAGCCCCGACCGACCCUGCCGACUGCGCUCACCUGAUGAUCCCGUCGAUCCAGGCUAAAGCAUCAAUGACGCCGUGAAACAUAAGCCUGACUGAAAAGCCUAAACUGGUGCAGUCCUGGUGACCAACUCUUAUUUAAUUUUAGGCUUCAUCCAUCGGCAAACACCGGAAGAUUUAGACCUAGCACUUGCCGCCACGCUCGCAGUGGCAACACGACAUCAAUGACGACCUCGGCCACGACCAUCCUCCCCAGGUUCCUCCUCCCGGCCAUGGGCCCCAUGUGGCGCGCAGCAGCGACCUCCGCCGGCCGCCCGGCCGCCGCGACCCUCCGCCGGAACACCGCGUGGACGAUUCGGUACGCCUCGUCCGCGUCCAAGCCGACCGGCGCGGGCCAGAAGGGACCCCUCAUCCUCGAGAAGCCCGCCAAGUUCAACCCGCCCUCCCACGGCACCCGGCUGCCCAAGAAGAACGGCCCGAAGCACUACGGCGGCCCCCUCAGCGCGCAGGAGGUGCGGGCGCAACGGACGCGCGAAUAUCCCGGCAUGAUGGCCCCAGAGGGCACAUGGGCACACUGGUUCUUGAACAACCGCAAAAUCCAUCUCUUCAUCUCGCUGGGAACUCUCACAACGCUGGCCAUCGCGACGCUGACCCUCAACUUCACGCAAACCUCGCCCUUCAAGCACCUCCUCCCCCCGGCGUCCGACUUCUGGAGCAGCCCGAUCGAGUUCGUCCGCACAUGGGUCCACGUCCUGCGGCUGCACGAGCGCGACCGCAACGAGAAGGCCAUCGCUAUGCACUCGCGCCACACCGACGAUGUCGCCAAGCGCCAUUACUACCGCAAGGCCCACGGGCUCGACAAGGAGAACCCCAUUGCCAACUUCCUUGGCAUGAAGGAGGAGGCGGAGGAGGAGAAGGCGUCGGCCAUCUCUGCCGCCGAGGCGUCGCCCGUGGCUGGGGACGCUGCCGCGAUCGUGCCCGUGGAGGGAGAUGGGGAGAAGAGCAACAAGAAGAAGUGGUUCGGCCUCUUUUGA
Molecule: messenger RNA, 1186 nt
Organism: Colletotrichum navitas
Lineage: Eukaryota; Fungi; Ascomycota; Sordariomycetes; Glomerellales; Glomerellaceae
Exons: 2
Coding region: 377-1186 (269 amino acids)
Source: RefSeq, a predicted model, not a curated record